GACACAAAUCAUCCACCUUUAUAUCUGAUGAGAUAUCUAGUGAGUGCAGUUCUCCUCUGCAUUACUCAGAGGUCAAUGUGGAUACACUGGUAGACAAAAAGGCAGAGUGGCAUAGAUGGAUGAUGUGGACGAGGGGUUGUGAUGGAUUGAAGAGAGAGUGACGCAAGCUCUCCAAGCUCAGCCUGCAAAAUCAGCAUCUCCAAUCUUGACAUAUAGGAGGCUAUACUGCUGCAUUAUCAAGCCAUCAAUACCUCACCCCAUUUGACUUAUAAAGCCAAAACAGGCCAAGAGUGUUUGUGGAAAUGAUUUUACUCAACCUAAGAGGGCUUUGACUUACUGUAGUGCUAAAGGGAAUGGUUUAAUUCAGGACUUUAAAACAAACAAGAAAACUUCUUAAUUCACAACCUUCAUGUUCUCAUGUUGUUGGGAUUUUUAAUAUGACUGCGCUGAUACAGAAAUGAGAAAUUUAAAGGAACAGUUCACCCGAAAUGGAAAAUUCUUCCAUCAUUUACUCAUGCCAUUCCAAACCCGUAUAACUUUGAAGACAUUUUGAAGAACGCUUGUAACCAAACAACACCGGCCCCCGUUGACUUCCAUUGUACGGACACAAAACCAACAUCUUCUUUUGUGUUCCACAGAAGGAAUGGUCAUACAGGUUAUUAAACCACAUGAGGGUGAAUACAUAACGCGAUCAUUUUUACACCACCCUUUCCAUUCCUGUCUUGCAUGUUUUUAAGAGGUGAAUUUCAUCUGGUUUUGCCUCAGGCCCCCUGAUGUGCGUAAGAUCCCUGACGUCACUCACGGCUCACAACAACUCCAUAAAACCACACCUACAGAAUGGAAUCUGUCAUAAAUACUCUAACCACCACCAGCUGAACCGUAUCUGCCUCGUGCCCCCUUCCCACGUUGCUUAGCAGCCUAGCCAGAGUGUUGACGUUCUCACGAGUGCUUCCUGUAAACACUUAAGAAUACGCAGCACAACAGCCCACUUCAGAGUGAGAAAAUGGCAGCACCAGACGAGAAAAAAUUGCUGGCCCAACUCGUUCCAUUACAAUCGGACAGCAUGCAUCUUGGAAAGGCCGAGCUUACGGUUACAUUAUAUAAACGGGGCUCUGCAGCAGGAACCAUGACCACAGCGAGGUACCGACCCACCUGGGAUUUGGCCCUGGACCCGCUGGUGUCUUGUAAGCUGUGCCUAGGAGAGUUUCCUUUGGAGCAAAUGACCACCAUCACCCAGUGCCAAUGCGUCUUCUGCACCCUGUGCCUGAAGCAGUAUGUGGAACUUCUCAUCAAAGAGGGCUUUGAAACUGCUAUCAGUUGUCCAGACUCUGCCUGUCCAAAACGUGGACAUUUACAGGAAAAUGAGAUUGAAUGCAUGGUGGCCACAGAGAUAAUGCAGAGGUACAGGAAGCUGCAGUUUGAGAAAGAGGUGUUGCUGGAUCCGCGCCGGACCUGGUGCCCGUCUUCCACGUGCCAGGCAGUGUGCCAGCUGAAAGAGUCUGACACGCCACUUCCGCAAUUGGUGCGGUGCAGCAUCUGCACACACAAGUUUUGUUCCGCCUGCAAGGCCACCUGGCACGCGGACCAAGACUGCCAGGAGAACGUUCCCAUGACCUCCUUUCUACCUGGAGAGAGCAGUUCUUUCUUUAAGGCCGAUGAUGACGACACCCCCAUCAAACGUUGUCCCAAAUGUAAAGUGUACAUAGAGAGAGAUGAGGGCUGUGCCCAGAUGAUGUGUAAAAACUGCAAGCAUGCAUUCUGCUGGUAUUGCCUGGAGUCUCUGGACGACGACUUCCUCCUGAUUCAUUAUGACAAAGGACCCUGCCGGAACAAAUUAGGCCACUCGCGAGCCUCCGUGAUCUGGCACAGAACACAGGUUGUUGGAAUCUUUGCUGGUUUCGGUCUUCUUUUACUGGUAGCCUCACCUUUCUUGCUGCUUGCCACGCCCUUCGUUCUGUGCUGUAAGUGCAAAUGCAGUAAAGGUGACGAUGACCCUUUACCCACCUAACAGCCCGUCCCGAGGAGUCGCUGUACGAGGAAUUCUGGUCAUCUCCUUUAAUCGUUUUUCCUUUCUUCCUCCGCCUUCGAGCUUUUCAUCAAGCGGUGGGACUUGCGCAUUUGAAGCCGCAACGUGAGCAUCUCACGCCAAGGUUACCGGCACAGUUAGCUGAGUAGGCUACAUCCCUGCAGGCUCAGAGAGACCAAAAGGGACCUGCCCUUGCUUAGGUGAAGGAUUUGAAAGUGGAGUUACCUCUCCGCAGUACUGUGGGAGACAGCAUGGGGGCGCUGUUCCGUUCUGGCGCUUGUCUUUUUUGUGUACGGACGUUUUGCAUAUGCUCUACUGGAGGGUUCUGUUUUAACAGAGAAUAUAUUGAGUAUGUUUGUCUGUCUGUGUGCACAGUAGCAGUUCAGUCACAUGGUUUAUUCGUUUUCACUUGUAUUGCACAGAGAUGGGGCUUUUCUGUCACUUUAAAUGUGAGCGUAUUUAAUUUCUUGUACAGAAACAUUACAAUUUAACAUUACGUUACUGUCUUUUAUUCUAAACCCACAGAUAAACGGAAGCUCUGUUCCAAAACCUAGUGAGAUGUCAUGCUUUCUAUUGCCUACACAGGCAGCUCCUUUUAAAGGUCCAGUGUGUAAUUUUUGGAGAAUCUAUUGCAAUAUUAUAUACAUAACUAUGUCUUCAGAGGUGUAUGAAGACCUUACAUAACGAAGCGUUAUGUUUUUACUACCUUAGAAUGAGCUAUUUCUAUCUAUAUACACUGUGGGGUCCCCUUGCAUGGAAUUCGCCAUGUUGUUUCUACAGUAGCCCUAAACGGACAAACUGCUCUACAGAGCACAUUUCGUAAAUACGUUAUCUCCUUCGGCAAAGAAGUGAAAACGUGAAGACACUUUAGUCCUGUGUCAGCCACCGUAGUGCUUCGAAAGGGAGGGAGAGAGGUGGCGUGAGCCAUUGGUUGCAAUUUGCAACCUCAUCGCUAGAUGCCACUAAAUUUCAUACACUGGACCUUUAAAGCCAGCAUCAUGGAACUUUUCUGCAGACAGCAACUCUGUGCAUCAUCCUAAUGUGAAGCGCAUGAAAGACUCGACUCACUGUUGAUUUCAGUAGAGUUUGGAAUUAGCAUGUUGCUAAGUAGUAGGAUAUGCUAAUAAGCAUAAAAAUGAAGUACACACAAUGAAAUCUUACUAUUCGGUUGUUAAGUGGUGACGUAAGAAAUGCUGUUUCCGGCUCCAAGCAUCUAUUCAUUUCAAGCGGGGCUACAGCUUUUAAUGAGCAGUGUUUACUCACAUCGCAUAAUUAAGCGGAGCAUUUAUUAACUCACAGUAUACACUACAGUCUCCAGGAUUACUAUCAAUAUUUGAAUAAAUUAUGAAAAAUGAAUCACUGACUGGCCAUGUGGGAUUUCGUUACGAAGUGAAAGUUUAGGAUCGUGGUUUUCCGAUAGUUUUACAGCUCGCCGUCAGUGUAUAUUAGCAUUUGUUGUUGUUAGCCUAUAGCAUCUUAUUGAGCGUUUGGACCCUGAAACACCUUCCAUGUAUGGUGGUGCGUGACGUCAGACUAAACAACCACAUACAGCUAUUAUAAACUAUAUACAGUAUCUAUCUGUAAUUUUUUAUUUCACCUCUUGGAUUUAAUCUGUCACUGGGCUCAUUGCAAUGCAUUCUGGGAUGCUGGGAUUGCCUUCUCUGCAAAGGAUGCUUGUGAUGAUGAAUUUUUGACCAAAUCAAGGCAAAGCAUCUUGUUUCAAGGUUGCAGUGCACCUUUGAUGUCUUAAUAUUAUGUCUCCAUAGGCAGCUCAGAAGGUUUUGGAACAGUGUCCUAGAUUUUUUUACUAUACUUUUUACUACAUUGACAUUUGCUGUUUUGAUUUUUUGUGAUCUAGGGUUAUGCAGAUUAUAUUCGUUUUUUUAUUCCUGGAUUUAAACCAGUGUCCCAUAUUUGCCAUCAGGGCUUCAAAUUAACACCCAGUAAAUGCAGGUGGGUUUCAGCAGUGGCAUGUAACCCAUUCAAUCCUACGUACAGUGCAGUCUGCUCUCGAAUUACUCUUGCAGUACUUUUAUGUCAUACGCUGAUCGGUCUGUUUAUCGCCGCGUGAUGUUAAACACAAAAUAUAUAUUCAACCCAGGCAAAGGUGCUAGUGGGAGUGACUGUAUUACACAAACAGAAUUUGAUCGGUUAGUAGGUGUUAACAUCAGGCCCUGUUUGCCACAUUUGCAGCACCUUCUGGCACCUCCUGUUUCAAUCAUACGAGACCAAGUCCUGUCUACUUGAAUGAGGGAAUACAGAUAUCUUUUAAAUCGCCAAGAUCACAAUACAACAGCAUAUUUCGAACCAAAAAUUAAACCUGAUGUCAACCAUAACUUUUGUUUCUUAAAAGUCCAAUGUGUCAUUUUUUGGAGGAUCUAUUGACAGAAAUGCAAUAUAAUAUACAUAACUAUGUCUUCAGAGGUGUAUAAAGACCUUACACAAUGAAGCGUUAUGUUUUUAUUACCUUAUAAUGAGCCAUUUCUAUCUACAUACACCCUUGCAUAAUUCUCCAUUCUGUCAGCCGUCGUAGUGUUUCGAACGGAAGGGGGAUUUCGCAAUUCGCAACCUUGCCACUAGAUUUCACUGACUGGACCUUUAAGCUCAAGUUGUGUUUCAUUUUCCCUCAUUCAUAGUAAUAGAACUGCUGCAUUUUGUUGAAAUCUAUAAUCUUUGAUUUGAACCUUUAAUUUGAUUUCAACUUAAGGGCUGCUCUGUUAACUUUCUUCGAACACUUAAGAUUACAAGUAGCUAAAUGCAAGCUGUACAAUAAUGGAACCAAAUAAGCAGUGAUGUUAAAGUGAUAGUUCACCCAAAAAUAAAAAUGCUGUCAACAUUUACUCACCCUGUUGUCAUUUCAAACCUGUAUGACUUUCUUCCGCAGAACACAAAAGAAGAUAUUUUGAAGAAUGUUGUUAACUAGCCCCCAUUCACUUGCAUUGGUUUUGUGUCCAUGGGGGCUAUAGCUGUUCCAUUAUAAACUUUCUUCAAAAUAAAUUAUUUUGUGUUCUGCGGAAGAAAGAACGUCAUAAAGGUUUGAAAUGACAAGAGGGCGUGUAAAUGAUGACAGAAUUUUCAUAUUUGGGUUAACUAUAAUUUUAAGGCCCUUUUUAAGUGCUGUAAGCAUACUGUAUUUUAGAAUACUCAUAUUUUUGGAUGUGUAUGAAAUGCAAGAUAAGCUGCCGUAAAGUAUGAUAAUGAAUUGGAAAAUUAUAUGCCGUUAAAAUAUUUUUGUCAAUCUGAAACUUUUACAUUUUUGGAACAGUCUCUGGUUCUGUAGGGAUUAUACACUGAUUUCAAGCUUGGUUUGCUUAAAGAUUUUCUCGUCCAAGCAAUGUAUCUAUGCAAGUUUAUACAACUUGAUGAUUAAAAAAAGUGUGGCUUCUGUUGUCUUGAAUUCACAAAGUUCCGGUUGCUAGUUUCUAGAUAAAAGAAGAAAUAUAUCAAUGUUGAAAACAAAGUUGAUAAUUUUCUGAAAAGCCUUUGUGGAAAUAUUGAGAACUGGCACAAAUAUUUUUAAGUGAUUUCUUGCUUUGAAUAGAUUUUAGAGUUGAGGAUGAUAAUAUUCUGAUGUUAGCAUCUUGCCUGCAAAGUCUGAAAUAGCUUGCAGAUUUUUUAAAGCUGUUGAGCCAUUAAACAGUAUAUAAUUUUAAAAUAUUGAAACAGAGCACCAGCCAUAUUUGUAGCUGGAAGAUAUGUAGCUCAUUUCCUUAAAAUCCUUAGUGAGAUUUCCUCAGAUGACAUUUUAAAUUGAUGUAAUGCGAUAUGUAAUGCAAGCUGCCAUAUUGAAGGAGAUGAUCAAUUUGAUUGUCUCUCCUUCGUAACGUUUUGUUAGCCCUGAAAAUCUCUAUAUUCACAAAGUUGACUAUAUUGACAAAGUAGCGAAUAGCCUUUUUGAUUGUUAGUCACAUUUAUGCUAGGUAGCAACUUGCAUUAUUAUGUUUUAGCCUUAAAUUUUAAAGUACCUCACUAGUUUUUUCUUCUGUAGCCUAAUGUUUUGUUUGUUUGUUUUCUUAAAAAUAUUUACUCAUAUCCUCCAACUUUUGUGAUGUUCAAAGAUAAAACCUUUAUGCAUAUACGCAGAGAAAAACUGUUGUACAUAAAAUGGCAAAUUUGUGGACUAAUGACGUUAUUUGUUACACAUCACUAGUUUUAUUAGAAGUAGAUCUUCUUUACACAGAUGUUCAACAAUAAUUCUUAGAUUCAAUUAUGAUCCUCUGGUUAAUUUUACAGACUUAGAUAAUUAAAUUAACGUUUUAACACCUUCACCAACAUUUUAAGCAUCAGUCCCUGAAAAAACUCGCAACAAUCAGUGUGAUAAAUGGAAGCAAAGCACAGCAACAAUGUCAGUUAUAAAUAGCACAUGUUGAGCAAAACCUAAUUGUCAUUACAUUCAGCAACAUUCUCCAUUUCAUGUGCAACAAAGUACGGUAAUGCAUAUGCAUACAUGUAUAUUGACAAUCGUGCCAAGCAGGUUUUUAAGACAUUGAAGACAGAGUAUAUAGAUAAAUAUGUACUUGAUGUAUGUGCUAAAAAAAUCCCAUAUUGGUGUAUUCCAUUCAUUUGUAUGUACGUUUUGGUUACAGUACUCAUUUCGUGUUUUUUUGUACAUUGUUUAUAAAACAUACAUUUUGUAAUGUAAUCGUUUUUCUUGAGGAUAGUUGAAAUGACACUUCAUUCAGGCUGUUCAUUCAGUUGGUGAUUAUUUGGUUCUCUCAGUUUGGAUAGCACAGCCUCGUGUUCCUAUUUAAAAUGCCAUUUGUUUCAGAGUAUUAGAACAUAUUGUGGAAAUACUUCUAGAAAUACAUUAUAGAUCAUGCAAACAGCCAAAUAUUGUGUUGUUCCUUUUUUGUAAAAUUUGCUUGUUGCACAAGACUUGGCUUUGCCAAAUUUUUUUUGUAUUUACAUAUUAAUCUCACUUGAACUCUAUACUCUAUUUGUAUGUAUCAGUAUCAGGCUUUUAUGUAUUCCAGAUAUCAUUAUUAUUUUUACCAACUGUAAAAAAUUGAAUUAGGGACCUUAGGCGUGUACCUUUAUCAUUACUUCUAAAAUUGGUUUUCUCUUAAUUUCCUUAGGUGGCCUUUUAAUGUAUGUGUUUUGUUUUUGAUACAUCAUAAAGAAAAUAUCACUUUUAUUCAUUGUAAAUCGGCACCAAAUUGCAUUUGUACAGUUAUAACGUUGUAAAAUUGCAUGUGUGUGAUGUCUUGGUCUAACAAAAAAAUACAACCACAAAAUUUUUUACAUGACCUGUAAUGUCAGUGCCACUAACACUGUGAAAUUCAAAUGUAUUCAUGUUUAUGGGUUUUAUGUUACUUUGUUUAUAUUUGCAUUUUAUUUAAAUGUCAAGAAAAUUAAGGACCACUGUUGAAAACUAUAAAAUAAAAAAUUCAAUUAAUUCAUAAAUUAAUUACUAUUUGUAUUGGCCAAAAAUUAAAGACCACUGUUGAAAACUAUAAAAUAAAAAAUUCAAUUAAUUCAUAAAUUAAUUACUAUUUGUAUUGGCCAAAUAUACAUACAAGUACAGCUGGGCUGGGGAGAUUUUUAUUACCUUUUUAAAUCUGUUACAAUAUUUUUUUGUUGGUUGAUUUAUGAUUUUUAAAAAGAACAUUUUAACAGAGUAUAAUUAGCUAAAAAAAAUGAUAAAUUAAAAGUAAAUACGCAUUACUAAUUUCCUAAUUCACUGCUUCUAUUUUACUUUCUUUUAUUGCUUAAUACAAAUGUUUACAUUACAAAAGAUAUCAUGUUAGUUUUCUCAGCAAAAAAAUAAAAACAAAACACGGACUUGUAAUGGU
This is a messenger RNA of Triplophysa rosa, 7818 nucleotides long. It is a transcript of the gene rnf144aa, whose product is annotated as ring finger protein 144aa. The coding region runs from base 1004 to 2008 and encodes 334 amino acids. Gene Ontology annotation, biological process: protein polyubiquitination; positive regulation of proteasomal ubiquitin-dependent protein catabolic process; ubiquitin-dependent protein catabolic process. The record is from RefSeq and is a predicted model, not a curated record. Gene Ontology annotation, molecular function: zinc ion binding; ubiquitin protein ligase activity; ubiquitin conjugating enzyme binding. The transcript has 9 exons. NCBI's taxonomy places the organism in Eukaryota, Metazoa, Chordata, Actinopteri, Cypriniformes, Nemacheilidae. Gene Ontology annotation, cellular component: ubiquitin ligase complex; Golgi apparatus; cytoplasm.